AUGACUGUCCGGCGUCCCUUGACUUUCCCGACCGUCCUCCGCCCGGUCCGCGCCAACGCGGUGCGACAGCCUGGACCAUUGUCACGAAGGACAAUGUCCACGCCUCCAAACCCCUCACAAGCCCCAAGACCAGCUCAAGCGAACCCUAAAGAUUCCCAGUCCCGACUACGUCGCUUCAAUGACCGACUACCACGAUUCCUUCGCACAUAUACAACCCCACUGUUGGGAGCUCCAGUCACACAUGUCACCUCCUUCCUAGUCCUACACGAAAUCACCGCGAUACUGCCACUGUUCGGGCUGGUCGCUGCGUUCCACUACGGCGCAUGGAUGCCGGAUCUCAGCUCGGAUUCGGGGGAAAGCAAUGCCUUCGACGAGGGAGCGAAGCGGUUUGGACGCUGGCUGAGGAAGAAGGGCUGGGUUGAGGAAUCCGAUGUCAAUACCGUCGCGGAGCACGAAGUAACGGGGGCUACGUAUGGCGCGCAAAAGGAACAAGCUGGAGUCCGACUGGUGCUGGAAUUCGCCACGGCGUACGCAAUUACAAAAGCUCUACUGCCCGUCCGUAUAGCAGCUAGCGUGUGGGCUACGCCGUGGUUUGCAAGAACGAUUCUUACGCCGACCACGAAUGUAGUAAAGAGGAUAUUCAGCAAGAGCUGA
Penicillium daleae is the source of this 654-nucleotide messenger RNA. RefSeq lists its product as uncharacterized. Gene Ontology annotation, cellular component: mitochondrion. The transcript has a single exon. The coding region runs from base 1 to 654 and encodes 217 amino acids. The record is from RefSeq and is a predicted model, not a curated record. Lineage: Eukaryota; Fungi; Ascomycota; Eurotiomycetes; Eurotiales; Aspergillaceae.